AUAGAAACACAACCUUGAAAUUUGUUUCAUUAAGUUUGAUGCAUUUAAUUUACAGAAAUCUCCUUCUCUCUUUCCAGCUUUCUUGUCUGGUGUAUUUGGACAAGUUUUGGUCUCUAUAGUUUCUUACAAGUUACUUUGAGAGGAGGGCAAAGAUGUUGAUCAAAGGAGUCUCGGGCGGUGAUGAUUCUCUCUAUGGCAUUCUAUGUAAACAUCUAGAAUCAAGAACCUCUAAAUUUUCUGCAUCUGAAAGCUCCAGAACUAUUGGACAAUUAUGUGAAAACUCUGAUGAUCAUAUAAUGCCUGUGUGUUCACAUGAGUUGGAGAUGUAUGAUACAGCCAGUACAUCAAAUAAUCCUUUGGAUAAAUAUGAUUUGGCUGAUGAGAAUUUUAAAUCAAGAGAUACCCUGCAUUCACUGGUGCAAUCUUCUUUUAGUUGUAGACACAAACCUGAAUCUUCAACCCCGAAGGGUGCCAAAACUUCGCGCAAUCCUUAUCUAAGUAUGGCGGCGAGAGGCAGUCAAGUGGGGAAGGAUUCAUUCGACUCGCGAAUCAUUAAACUAUGUUAUGUAUGCCAACUAGAAAAGAAGCCUCAAUCUCCUCCUAAUGAAAGCGUCUGCAUUUCUUCGAAUAAUGUUACUCCAGAAAGAGUAGAGACAACAAAAAAGAGGCGGAUCACGUGGACUCACGAUCUCCACGAGCAAUUUUGUGAAUGUGUUAACCGACUUGGAGGAGCCAAAAAGGCAACACCAAAGGCAAUCCUUAAGCUGAUGAACUGUUACGAAUUGAGCAUUUCAAAUGUUAAAAGUCACUUGCAGAAAUAUCGUGUUACCUGUGAUGUAACGGUAUCUCCCAAAGAUGCAGUUAAAACUGAAGGAUCACCUGGUACAAAUUCAUUUCCAGCACACGCUCCAGAAACGUGUCCGCAAAUAUUGGAGGCUCUAAAACUGCAAAUAAGUGUCCAGCAGAGCCUAUAUGAACAACUUGAGAUUCAGAGAAGCUUACAAUUGCGGAUUGAAGAACAAGCAAAGCAACUCAGGGAAAUGUUUGAUCGCCAAGCCGAAACUAACAAAAAUUUCCAACAUAGCGCUUGAAUUGUCCGUCGCCUAUGUUUAGAAGAACAACAACAACUUAUGAUUGACAAUGAGCAACUUCAUCUUAGGCAUGACCGUCCUCAAGCAUCUAACAUCACUUAGAAUUCAUGCAUGUACAUUUUUAAUUCAAGGAAAGUUCAUCAUACAAUUUUUCCUAUUCUAGAAGCACAAGGUUUUGGGAAAAAAAUCAACUUUCUUUACUUUACAGCUUGUUUGGAUGGUUGUUACC
This is a messenger RNA of Nicotiana attenuata, 1320 nucleotides long. Its product is annotated as protein PHOSPHATE STARVATION RESPONSE 1-like. The record is from RefSeq and is a predicted model, not a curated record. The coding region runs from base 153 to 1091 and encodes 312 amino acids. Lineage: Eukaryota; Viridiplantae; Streptophyta; Magnoliopsida; Solanales; Solanaceae. Gene Ontology annotation, molecular function: DNA-binding transcription factor activity; DNA binding. The transcript is spliced from 8 exons.